AUGAUGGCCGAUGGAAGAUGGGAUUCCGCGACAAAUAUAAAAUUUAUUGAAGCAUAUAAGCAACAAGUGUGCUUGUGGGACCCUAAAAAUCCUGAGUAUAAAAAUCGAGAACAACGCUAUGUCGCCUACCGUAACAUAAUAGAGGCUAUGGCAAUUGAUCUUACUGUAAAGUUUGUAAUAUCAAAAAUACGUUCCCUUCGCAAUACAUACAAUAAUGAAAUGUUAAAGUCAAAAAAAUCCGUAAUGAAUGGAAGAAAUCGGAUUUAUAAAUCUAAAAUUCCCUGGUUAGAUAGUCUAGAUUUUUUGAAGAAUAUAGACAGUUGUACAAGAACAAAUACAGAUGUCUUGGUCAAGCAAGACUAUCACCAAGCUCCAACUACUUUGUCAAAUGUUGAAGGUAACAAUGACUUGUAUAGCCAAAAUGCUAAUUACUCAAAUAGAGCAGCUAAAAAAGUAAAAACUUGUGCGGUGAUAGAGACGGUAAAAGCACAAGAAAAAGUGUCCACUCAGCAGCUCAACAACACUGAAAAUGAUGAAUUCGAUUCAUUUGGUAAUGUUGUCGCGAAGCAGUUGCGGACCUUACCUUUAGAAGUGGCAUUAGAAUCCGAGGAACUAAUACUAGCAGUUUUAAGAAAACAACGCAUGAAAGUCUUAAAACUGCACGAAAACGAA
Messenger RNA from Brenthis ino (lesser marbled fritillary), 672 nucleotides. NCBI's taxonomy places the organism in Eukaryota, Metazoa, Arthropoda, Insecta, Lepidoptera, Nymphalidae. The record is from the annotation of a GenBank genome assembly.